This is a messenger RNA of Ceutorhynchus assimilis (cabbage seed weevil), 3281 nucleotides long. The record is from the annotation of a GenBank genome assembly. Lineage: Eukaryota; Metazoa; Arthropoda; Insecta; Coleoptera; Curculionidae.
CUGACACUCGUAACGUCAGAGUCAGACUCCCCACAACACAAGAAUUCGCACUGAAAAAUUUCAAGUUUUUUUAGUGUUUCUUUUCCAUAUUUCCAUCCAGGAAAGGCUGCAAGGGAAAAGUCGCGAUGGCAGAGGCAGCGGUCGAAGAGCGGCCCUCCGCAAGAUUCUAUUGUCACAUGUGUAACGUGGAGUUCCAGAAUGCUGCUAAUAAUUUCACAUGCCCCCAUUGCUCUGAUGGAUUUAUUGAAGAACUUCAAGAGAACAGGGAAGAAACCCCAACUAGAGUCAAUUUACCAGAUGGAUUCUCGUGGCUGGAUCAUGGAGAGAUGGAUGUGCAACCAAUGGAAGUGCCCCUGGAAGGAAGGUAUAGCGGAAUUCCAAGAACGUUGACUCGUUUAGCCUCCUCCAAUUUAAGACAACAACUACCCAUAGAGCAUCUAGUCCAAGAUUUUAUAAUAAAUUUGGGAGUAGGGGUAAACCUCGGAGGUCCAGGAAAUGUCCAGUUAUUUUUGGGAAACCCAGGUGAUUAUGCUUGGGGUAGGGAAGGCUUAGACGCAAUAGUCACUCAGUUAUUGAAUCAAAUGGACAGCACAGGACCCCCGCCAGUAUCUAAAGCAGUCAUUGACGGUUUACAAGUGGUAGAAGUAACUCAAGAGCAGGUCGCCCAAAAUAUGCAAUGUUCAGUGUGCUGGGAACAGUUUGCGUUGCAGGAAAAAGUGAGGCAACUUCCUUGCCUUCACAUAUACCACGAGGCGUGUAUACGACCCUGGCUUGAACUUCACGGUACCUGUCCUAUUUGUAGACAAAAUUUAACUGGUGAUGGUGAAGGGGGAGGAGGUCAGAGUGUUGGUGCUGAUCAUACAGGUGCAGAAAAUGCUGCUGGGCAAGCAGUCAACGUACAAAAUGUGCUCCGGUCUCUAUUUGGUGCUUCCCCUUCCAGUAGUCGAGAUAAUAAUGAAAUGGAUCAAUCGGGCUCCAGUAAUAAUUGGAAUUUCCAGUAGUCGUAGAAGGGGGGUAAUGCGUUGUAGCUUAGGCAACCAAUUAAAUAUUUUGUAAAGACAACUUUUUCUAAACAUAUGAUUUCAAUAGAUGGAUAUAAUUUAAUUGCUAAAUUAAAAGGUAUACACACACAAAACUCUUUUAGGACGCUUUUAUUUAUCUGCUUGGAGCUAUUCUAGUUACGGAGGUUUAACAAUAAUUAUUUCUGAAAAAUAAAAAUUUGGCUCUAUUUGGUAAAAUCUCUGAGCGAUUCAAGAAUAUUCAACUGAUUUGUAUCUUUUUGAAUUAUGGAAAAUUGAUAAUUUGAUUUGUUAAUGCCUCCAAAACUCUAUUAACUCUUUAACUACAUAACGCAAACUUUUCUAGCCCUUGUUACUAUAGUGUGUCAAAGCUUUCCUUGAGUGUAGCUGAGAAUUACACUGUCAAAUUCAAGUUUUGAAGAAUUCAGUUCAUAAUUGAGUGCAAAAAUAUUGGUAGAAAUUAGUCCUAAGUAUGUUUUAUUUUUUAAUGUAGCAUGUUCAUAAUUUUUUUAUGCGAGUACACCAGAAAGAUAUAUUAAUUCGAAUUUUGUCAAAAAACUGUGAAAAUAUAUCUUGGCAAAUAUUCGCUAAUGCAAGUGAUAAUGACAUUAUUGAGAUUUAUUAAUGCUAAUUUUCAUUGUAUUGAGAAUUGGCUUUUUGACACACUGUAAAAGUCAUUUAGCUGAACGAUAUCUAGAUUUAAUUUAUAAAAUAUAAAUAAAUUAUUGUAUAAUGUGAUAAUGUUAGAUUAAACAAGAAAAAGUUAUUUUAUUUUUUACCUAUAUUCAUUUCCUUAAUCGGACUAUGAACUGUGAAUAGUGUUCCGAUUUUUAUUGAGGAUAUUGAAUAUAAAAAAUAUGCUAAUUAUUGUAUUAUUUAUUAAUUCACAAUAAUAUAUAUAUAUUUUUUUUUUUUCAAAUAAAGACACAGAGUGGAGAAGUAAAUGUUUAGUAUUUUUCAUAUUUUUUAUUAAUACCAAUUUCACACUCUAAAAAUUAUUUAAAUGGGCAUAUAAUACAUAAAAUUUGCAAACUCUUAACUUAUCACAAUUUAAAUGCAAUCAAUUUGAAUAUUUAUUAUUUUUCGCAAAUGGUCCCUUGGCUAAAUAGCAAUUUUUCUUUUAGGCAAUUUUCGUAUACGCAGUGAAAGAAGAAAAUUAAUAAUUAAAUUCGAUGUUUUUCUGAAAUAAUAAUUGACAUUUUUUGGAAUAUUCUAAACAGUAACAAUAUUUUAAAAUUUAAUUGGGACCUGAAAUAGAUCAUAAUUGAAAAUCCAAUUUGCUUAAUACUCCCUGUAAUAAUAUUUCAUUUAUUAAGAGGUUUUUAAAAAUGUUAGAACACUUUUUACAUCUGUAUUAGAAAAGUUACUAGCGGCAGUAUGAUUUGAGGUGAUUUUUGGUGAUCAGUACUACAUAUUUUGUUAAUGUGUUGGUAUUUUCAAAAGCUUCUCCAAAAUGAACUAAUUGGCAUAGAUAGUGUUCUUUUAUAUUUAAAUCCUAAAGUGUGCUAUUUUUCAACUGAAAAAUAUACAAUGUGUCUGACAAACUACAUUUUAUAAUAAUCAGUCUUAAAAAUGAUACUGAAAUGGAACAAAAAACGUUUGUGCUGUUUUGAACAAAACUGGCUUCUCCCUUAAAGGAAUGAAAUCUUAAUUAGCACGCAAAUUAUAGACACCAAUUUUUGUCUACACCCUGUACAAAUCUAGCGACAAUCAGCUUUGCUUUUGCAAAAAAUCACAGUAAUGUAGCAAUACAUUUAGUUAAUUUUUUUUUUUGAGCCAAUAAUUAAUUUAGUGUAAAUUUUUUACUAACAGAAAUACAGUUUCGAAACAAGAGCAAAAACAGGUGGCAGUCUUCCUAAAAAAUACCCUUACAAAUAAAGAAAAGUUCAACAAGUCGACGAAGAGCACCCUCGAAGAUCAGAUUUGGGUUUGAGCAGGUCUGGUUUUUCGUCGUUUGGUGGUGGAUCCAGGAAUGGAUAGCCCUAAAAUUAAUCAAUCAUUACAAAUUUUUUAUUUGCAUAAAUAAUCAAUGUUUUCUUAAGGCCAAAUAGAUCUACAAAUCUCUAGUUGAAAGUUUUAACAGAGCCUCAAUAUAUUUGAUGAUAUUUUUGUUAAAUCAAAGAUAAUCUCGUAUUACCUUUUGUUCUCUUUUCUCUCUAAUUUUCCUGGCUAAACACAUAAAACAUUUCUCUAUAUUUAUGUUGUCUUUACAGGAUACUUCAAAAAAUGGCAAAUCAAAAUGUUCAGCAAUCUAAAAUAAAU